Molecule: messenger RNA, 1881 nt
Organism: Salvia miltiorrhiza (redroot sage)
Lineage: Eukaryota; Viridiplantae; Streptophyta; Magnoliopsida; Lamiales; Lamiaceae
Product: ankyrin repeat-containing protein BDA1-like
Exons: 2
Coding region: 363-1769 (468 amino acids)
Cellular component (GO): plasma membrane
Molecular function (GO): protein phosphatase regulator activity; protein phosphatase 1 binding
Source: RefSeq, a predicted model, not a curated record
UUCACGGCAAACGUGUUUCAAGAAAGGUUUAUUGGCAUAUAGUUUUAUACUCACAUAUUUUAGAAUACAACAAUAAUUUAAAAGGGGAAAAAGUAAGAGUAAAUUAAAUAUACAUUCUUCCCGAGUUAAAAAAGAAUUAAAAAGUAUUGGUACAAGAAUAUUGAAAACUUGAUAUGCGAGUGGAAUAGUAGAAACGACCUUUAUUCGUCAACCUCUUCUGGAAGACCAUUCAUUUCUUCCACUCCUCGUCUUUCAACAUGAUCAACUCAAUUCAUACUUCCAUUUUAAGCACCGCUCAUUACUUCAACAACCGUUUUGCAAAGCUAAAUUUGUACAGCAGCUGAAGAAUUGUAGCUACCAUUAUGGAGAGGAGAUUAUCUGAAGCAGCUUUUCGAGGAGAUCUGAUCGACCUACACAAGAUCGUGGAAGAGGAUCCCUUGAUUCUGGACAGGAUCACAGCUUCCUGCGUCGACGAAACGCCGCUCCACGCAGCCGCCGUGCUCGGCCACCUCAGCUUUGUCAAGGAGCUGCUGAAUCGGAAACCGGAGCUCGCGGCCGAGUCGGACUCGCGCGGAUGCUCGCCGCUGCACCUGGCUGCGGCGAAGGGACACGCGGACGUCGUGAAGGAGCUGCUUCUCGUGAACAGUGACGUGGCAUCGCUGCGGAAUUUGGAUGGGAGGACGGCGCUGCACGUGGCGGCGGUGAAGGGACGGGAGGGCGUGUUGACCGAGUUACUCGGACUCGCUCCGGGUCUGACUCGGGUGCUGACCGAUCGAAGCGAGACCGCUUUGCACCUCUGUGUGAAGUGGAAUCGGUAUGAGGCGGUGAAAUUGUUGAGUGAGGAGAUGAGGAAAGGUAGUGAUGAAUCUGAUGCUGAUGAUAGCUCACUGAAUUGGAAGGAUUGUAUUGGAAAUACUGCUUUGCAUAUUGCAGUUGCCGAGAAGCAUUUUGAGAUCAUCAAAUUUUUACUUGAACAAAAGGAAGUAGAAGUGAAUGCGUUGAACAAGAAUAGGCUGACUGCAUUGGAUCUACUGAGACAAAGCCCUCGAGACAAAAGAGAUAUGGAAAUCGAGGAGGCGCUUCUAAGCUCGGGUGCUUCGUCUGCUAAGGAUCUGCAUUUGAUCACCGAUGAACAGGUUGAAGGAAAGGCUCAAGGGAGGCUCUCCUCUCAGCAGAGCCGCGCAGCCGUGGAGCGCAAGCCCACGGACUGGCUGGGAAGGAGGCGGAGUGCAUUGAUGGUGGUGGCGUCACUGAUCGCAACGGUAGCCUUCCAGGCGGGGCUGACCCCGCCUGGAGGCGUGUGGGAAGACGACUACUUUGUGGACGAGAACGGGCAGAAUGUGAGCGAUCCUCACUCUGCGGGCCACUCUGUGAUGGCGUACCAAGAGCCUCGAGUGUACGGCGCAUUCAUGAUCUUCAACACCAUUGCUUUCCUUGCAUCGUUGAGCAUAAUUCUUCUGCUGGUGAGUGGGCUGCCUCUCAACCAGAGGAAGUGGAUGUGGCUGCAGAUGGUCAUUAUGUGGGUCGCCAUCAGCGCUCAGGUCGCCACCUACUUUGUCACGCUCAGGCACAUGUCGCCUGGUGACAUGGCUGGGACGCUGCGCGAAGUCACUGAGAUAUCGGUGCUGACGUGGCUCACGCUCAUCGCCGUUGUGUUCAUCGGGAAUGUGGUCCGUUUGAAUUUGUGGGUUCUGAGAAAGUAUGGACUUAUCAAAGGGGAAGAGAGGAGGGGGGAUUCACAAGAUAUUCAGGAAGAUGUAUUUGAAUAGACUUGCCAUAUUCUGUAACCAAAUUUUUUUUUCCUCGAUUUUACUAACCAAAUAUACAAGUUACAAACAAGGAAACUACAGAAAUCCAUAAAUUAGUGCCCUUUCUCAUUCA